Molecule: messenger RNA, 10980 nt
Organism: Patella vulgata (common limpet)
Lineage: Eukaryota; Metazoa; Mollusca; Gastropoda; Patellidae
Exons: 20
Coding region: 117-2039 (640 amino acids)
Molecular function (GO): protein binding
Source: RefSeq, a predicted model, not a curated record
GUGUGAGGAUGUGAAAAGUGAAGUGUAUUGGCAUUCUCUAAAGUUUAGUGCGGAAUUAAUUGCUUAAUUGAUUAAAACAAUUAACGAUUAUGAACGUCGAUUAACUACCAAACGCUAUGGGAAAAGAAUCGGAAUUAUUUAAAGCCGUGAAGGAGGGUGACAUUGUCAAAUUACAAAAACUGAUUCAAAGUGACAGAAGAACUUCAUUAAAGAAAGGUGGUGAUGGGGGUAAAGGACUGGAUGUUAAUUCUAUUGAUAAAGAAACCGGUUAUACACCCCUCAUUACGGCAACUCUAGCUGGAAACAGGAAGUUAGUAGAGUAUUUGAUCGUGAGUGGAGCCAAUGUAAAUAUACCUGAUAUUAAAGGAAAUACACCGUUACAUUUAGCUGUAUUUGCUGGUAGAGUGGAAUUGAUUGAUAUUUUCUUACAAAGAUCAAAUAAAAAGAUCACCCAGAAUAAAGAUGGUAAUACACCGUUGCACAUCGCCUGUCAAUCCGAUCUAGAGAAUAAAUUAUUUGUUAUAAACAGACUUCUGCAUGCUGAUGCAAGACAGUUAAAUAUUCGUAAUAAAGAUGAACUAACACCUUUAGAUGUAGCUGCCAUGUUUAAUAAAAAAGACGCUGUUUCAAUUCUCUUGGAUUUCGAUGAAAAGAGAACGAAUAAUACUCAUGCGAUAGUUGCUGCAGCGAUAAGGGGUAAUAAUAAUGUCGUAGAACUACUGUUGAAUUAUGGCAUAUCACCGAAUUCUAUAAGUGAAAUAUCUGGUUCGGGUCCAAUGCACGAAGCGGUUAGAUUUUACAGAAUCAACGUGUUUGAAGUUUUAUUAAAGUUUGGUGGAUCUCCAAAUUUAAAAAAUUCCCUGGGAGAGGUACCAGAGAAUAUGAUCAAAGAUUUACCUUUACCUACCGCUAGAAAAUUUGCUCAACUAAUCAAAGAUUUAUCUUCUGCUCCACCACAAAUACCCAAAUUUACCAACCUUAGUCAGAUGCAGAAUAUAUCUAAAGAUAUCAGCAUUAAUUACCCUGUGUUGCCAUGUAAUAAACUAUGGACAGAUAACUCUGAGGUGUAUUGUAGCAGUUGUACAGAGAAAAACCCAAAUACACAUGCAAUAGAUGAUAAUCAUCAAACGUUUUGGGUAAUACCAGAAGUUCACCACGCAUGGACUGUUCUUGAUUUACAGUAUGACCACAUGAUAACCGGCAUUACCAUAUAUGGCUGGAAUAGUCCACAGAUGGUGAAAACAUUUCAGUUACAGACAUCAGACAAUAUACAGGGCCCGUGGAUGACGUUCUUCAGUGGUCAGUGUGUUCAAUCGGGGAGCGAAGAUCCCAAAGUAGACGGAACACCCCAGACAUUUUCUGAGUUCUCUGUUAAGACUCGUUAUUUAAGAUUUUAUAUUCUGGACAAUCAUGGCGGCAAGUCGAUAUGUUUUCAAGGGCUACAACUCUAUGGUGUUGAUUGUCGUGUUAUAGAAACAUUUUAUAAACUUGGUUUUGCUCAGUACUCUGAUACUUUUAUAAAUAAGGGUUAUAAUAAUUAUAGUAAAAUGUUAGAAUUAACAAUGGAAGACAUAAGAGAAGUUAUACAUGAAGAAAUGGAUAAUUUAUGUCUGUAUGCAACUAUACAAGAAUUUAGGCAAAAAGAAUAUAAAGUAAAUAAAAUUAGUUGGUUACGAGAACCAGCGUUAAGUGGUGUUACCAAUCAACCACUUCCAGCGUUCAGUGUAAAGUGUGAUCCUAUGGCAUCUAGUCAAGUUUGUGUCAAGGUCAUUGGUGAUGAGGUAAUUAAAGGUGUAACUAGUGUAAAUCUGGUUCCCAGUACACUUCACGAAGCUUCUGUAGCCAUCUUUGAUAAUAUCACCAUAACCAAAGCUGGGUCAUGGCAGAUAUUAGUUUAUAGUAUAGAGAAUACAGAUAUUCAUAUAUUGGCACCUCAAGUUAUUACUAUUAAAUCAGGAGGAAGACCUUCAAGUGAAAUCGAGGCUCAAUUUGAUGAAAUUCAACGAAUGUUAUUUGAGAUGCAGGCAUCCCUGAAAUAGAAGAAAACAGAAGAAAUUCCAGGGAUAUUAUCAUAUUAUUUAUUAUUAGAACCUUGUGCAAUUGGUUGUAAGGCAUGUAAUUAAUCAAGAAUGGCAAAUUGAUAGCAAAAUAUUACAUAGUGCUAUUUAGUAUUUAUUGGGUUUUUCUGUAUAAAAAGACAGGAUUUUCAUUAUUCAUUUUGUUCAGUUAGCAUUGAAAAUGCUUAGUUCAGUAAUCUACCUAUUGGUCAAACUGCAUGCUGAAAAAUUCUAAUUUUUUAGUGAAAUAUUUUUUUGUUAUAAUUUGUUAUAAUUUCACUACAUAUGUUUAUUAUUAAAAACUAUCAUAAAAUAUAGUCAUGUUAUUCUAGAAAUGCUUUUGAUAACUGGGCCUUAUUCACAACAUUUUAAACUAAAAUACCAUGGGCCUUAUUCACAACAUUUUAAACUAAAAUACCAUGGGCCUUAUUCACAACAUCUUAAACUAAAAUACCAUGGGCCUUAUUCACAACAUCUUAAACUAAAAUACCAUGGGCCUUAUUCACAACAUCUUAAACUAAAAUACCAUGGGCCUUAUUCACAACAUUUUAAACUAAAAUACAUGGACCUUAUUCACAACGUCUUAAACUAAAAUGAUUUAAAAAUGACACCUUUUCAUUGGAUACAAUUUUUACUAGGACUUUAUUUCGCAGCCAAUAAAAAAUGCUGAAUAUAAAAUGUUUUGGUUUGAAUAUUCGUUAAUAUGGCCCUUAGCAAAUAUACAUUUUGCCAUUAAACAAGCAGUAUAUAUGCAUGCAUUAAUAUUAAUAAUUAAUAUAAGCUGUUGAUGUACCCGACAAGCAAGUUGAUUGAAUUCUUAAUGAACAAGUAAUAAUCAAUUUAACUCAUUGUAAUUUAACUGAAAGUAGAUUGAUUUAUGAUAAUAACAUAGUGGCUGGUUCAUUGUUUUACCAAUCGGCUAGAUUAAACAUUUAUCAGCAAACAGCGGAUUAAGAACAGUGCUCUAUGCAUACUCUUAUUGGAUAUUCUCAGUAAGGUGUACCAAUACAGCUUUUAAAUUUCCAAUAGCAUAUAUUAUCAUUAUUCAGCACAAAUUGGUUAUUUAUAUCAUAACUACUGACAGUUGUUAGCUUUUUCUUGAGACCUGGGAAUAAAGCACCAGUCACAGACAAUGUCAGGCAUCAAUUCAGACUUUGUCAGGCUCAUUCCCUCUGGUACAGUCAUUUUAUCAGGUUCUUUCCCUGUUACAGUCAUUUUAUCAGGUUCUUUCCCUGUUACAGUCAUUUUAUCAGGUUCUUUCCCUGUUACAGUCAUUUUAUCAGGCUCUUUCCCUCUGGUACAGACAUUUUAUCAGGCUCUGAUUUGUAUUUUUUCUGGGUAUUUGAUAUUUUAUCAGGCUCUGAUUUGUAUUCCCUCUGGUACAGACAUUUUAUCAGGCACUGAUUUGUAUUUUUGUGGUGUAUUUGAUAUUUUAUCAGGUACUGAUUUGUAUUUUUGCGGUGUAUUCGAUAAAUAAACACAAAAAUAUUAUAUGUAACAAUAUUACUAUUUUAAUUAAAGCAACGUUCCGUUGACGGUUCUGUCAACGUUAUCAAGCAAAUAUUACGUGUGUCAGUUGCUAAAUACUGCUCAAAGAAGGUAUUUGAUGUUAUUAAUACAUGUAACGUACUAGUUCAGUAAUUCCUGUUAUUUUGUCAGGUAUAGCUAAAACCGUUAUUUCCAUAAUGCCCAAUCUGAUUUAAAAACAGAUCCUAUUUCGUUUCAUUUUUUGUAGUUUAAAAUUUUGUUUUACUAGUCUUUACUACACUAGGAUCUAGAAGAGUUGUUAUAUAACCCGCGUUCUGGUUGAAGUAAGGGAUUAGCCAAUGAAAUGGUCUGUUGCAGCGAUGCAUGGAACUGUGGGUAUUCCACUAGAAACAUCACCGCUGAUUGGUUAAUCAACGAAACGUAAUAUAGAUCUGUAUUUUAAUCAGAUUGCAUAAUGCCAGGCCCGUGUACUUUGUGAAAAAUUUAUUUUUAAAAUAUUGCAGCUUUUCCAAUAAAACUUUGUUCCUCAUGGCAUUGCCAGUAUUUUAAAAUACCUCUUCCUGUUACUUGUAAAUAUGUCAUGCCUUGUGUUUUGAACGGUUGUUGUUUUUUUUUUCUUUUUUAAGAAAGUGGCUUUAUAUAAUUAUCUAUGCAAAUUUUUAUUUUUUUCUAUUUAUCUUUAGUGUUUAUUGUAUUUUCAUUUGAUUUUCCUACUUUUUGUCUUUUUUUUGAUGACACUACAGAUUUGCUUGUGGUAUAUUAUGAUAGCUUGUGGAACUUUCCAUAAGUCAAUUCUUUUACAGGAAGAAAUGUUUUUUUUUUUAAAUUAACAUAUUUCCAGCAUUAAUAUCUAGCCAGCAUUGUUAGAAAUUCUGAAACAAAAUGUUAAACCCAUUCCUAACGAGGGUUGGGUGAUCGAUCAUGCUUUAGAUUGUAAGAUCUCUCCAUGAGUCAUAUGGUGUGGGUUCGAUCCCAGGCCUGUUUAACGGUGUAGAGAUUUCCGUUGGAUCAACACCAGGAUACUAAUUAUGCUUACUUUUUUUAGUUUAGAUAAUAAGGCCCCUAAGCUUGUACGUGACGAGGAUUAGGAUGGCCUGUUCAACCUCAUGGGUUUUCUGUGGGUCAUCAGGUUUCCAGUCACUAGAAAAGAACCUUAUGCUCAAGCGAACUAUUGAGAUAAUAUUGUACCAUAUGUUAGUCCCAAAUUGACCUGGUUUGUGUCAAGUGGACAUUAAACCCCCUUUUUUCUCUCUUUCUUUCUCCAUUCCAUUCCACUUUCCAUUCCAACCCAGAUGCUUCAUCAAUGAUGGUGAGAACAUUCAUUCAUUAUCAUUUAUUGUUUAUUAUCAUUCCAGUUGUUAACCUUAGUACGAUAGAGGGAUGCAAUCUCUGAAUCGACUUUAAUUAUUUUUUCUUAAGUGCAUUUUUAAUUAAAACAUUUUCUUUAUCAAUAAUAAUAAUGUACAUUUAUGAUUGCGCUCACUCCAUCCAUAUUGCAUGCUCUAAGUGCAUGGAAGAUAAUAGCUAAUCCUGAUAAAUAGUCUAAAGAUUUUAUUUAUUCAAAUAGAUUUUCAACCUGAACAUUUUCAUUAUUAUAAAAGAGUGUGUUCAAAAUACUUUCUUUAUUUAAAUACAUAUUUUCACUUAAACAUUUUUAUCUGGUCAGAUUGUCUUCUUGUUUUAAACAGGAACUAUGUAAGAGCUAAAUCUGCCUAUUGCGGGCCUUUAUUUGGGUCUUAAAUGUUAUGUAAAUUAUUAAUUAGACAUUUAUUAACAUGACAAGAACCAUAUAAUCAACUCUCGAUGCCAUCUGAUGGCCCAGAUUUUAAGUAGAUUAGAACAGUUGGCCAUUAAAUGAUUUAAUUUAAGAAUGGAGAAGCGAGGCUAAGAUUUGAAUGACCAGUACGGUUGUUACGAUCAGUGCACUUGUCAAAACUACAACCAUUGAGAACUUUGCUCAAAAUAAAGUAAUUUGAAUGAAAUUUUCAAAAUAUUCAUUUUGCAUUAUCUAUUUUUGAAAUAUUAUAGCGAGAACGGCCAGCUCUUUAUCUAAAUCUUACAUAAUGUUAAGCCAAAUGAACAGCCAAAUGAAAUGGGUUAAUACAUGGACGGCAGAAGCCAGGAACUUGAUUUAUGAUAAGUUUUGCCCUCCCUAGAAACGGGAUAUCACUCUCUGUGGAAACGAUCGGCAGAAACAAUGAACUUGUUGAUUUAUGAUAAAUUUUGUUCUCCCUAGAAAAGGGAUAUCACCGUUGGUGGAAAUGGACGCUAAGCCCUAAGUAGGAAUUAAUGAAAUGGGUUAAUAAAUGGAGGGGAGCAAAAAGGGAUCUUGUUGAUUUAUGUAUAGUUUAUAUUAAAGAUACAUUAUGGGAGAUUCGGUAACGAGUUGGCAGUUCUCACUAUAAUAGUUUAAAACUAAAUAAUGUAAAGGCAAUUUGCUGAAAAUUUCACUCAAAUUGAUCCACAAUGAACCGAGAACUAAGCGACUGAAAUUUCCCCAUAGCCUCGGUCAUCAUUACUAAAGUCAGUACAAUAAACAACAUAGUCUCGAUUAUCCAUUUAAUCGUUAAAUCGAGAAGGAAAGUUAUGCAGUAAAUCGGCUCACAAUCCACUAAAGAUCGCAGGCUAGCGCUGCCAUCUAGAGUUGAUUAUGUCCUGGAUAAGUUAAUUAAUGUAUAAUUAAUAAUUUAGAUAACAUUUCAGGCCUAAAGAAAGAUCUGCAAUAGACAGAUUUAGCUCUUGUAUAAUGCAUGUUUAAUUCUAGGAGAUUAUAUCCCUGUAUAUUGACAAUAGUUAUUUUCAAUCUGAUUAAAAUUCAGGGCCCUGUUUAUUGAAAUCUUAACUAAAGAUAAAAUCCAAAUUUUAAUAGAUACUUCAAUUUUGAUUGGCUAAGCACUAAAAUUAAUCUAAUAUUAUCCAAUCAAAUUACUAAAAUUUGGAUUUUAUCUUAGUUAAAAUUUCGUGAAACAGGCCCCAGAUCUAUUAUUUUGUUUCAUUUUUUUUUUAUACUUUGGACAGCGUCCACUACAUAAUAUCUCACCAGUUGUAGUGGCAAGUCACCUCAGAGUCAUACAAGUGACUUUCAAUUAACCAGUCAGAUUCUCUGUUUCAAUAGUCCCGAAAUGACCUAGUUUGUGUCGAGUGGACUUUAAACCCCAUUUCUCUCUCUCUCUCUCUGUUUCAAUUGAAUAUUCAGAAACACAACUUUUGCUUUGUUUUUAACAGAUCCUGGUGUAGUGAACACAAGUAAAACGAAACAAAAUAGGAUCUGUGUUUAAUCUGAUUGUAGUUGUUUUAUAUCGUCGGUGAAGUGUCAAAAGGGUGUAUCUCUGGAAAUUAGUCAAGUACCCUUUUUUGCAUUUUUAAAAUCUCCCAAUUAAUAUGCACAUUUCUGUCUAAGCUGUGUAUCUCUAGGUAUCAUGUGUCUAAAUGUUGUAUCUUGAUUUGUGGAAAUUUUGAAAUGCAAAUGGUUCUAUUUCUUAAUCUUUAGAAAUUCUUAGAUACACCCUUUUUACACUUCACCGAUGAUAUAUUUUUCUUUCUAGAGUUGUGUGUUUUUUUGAUUGUUUAUAUUUUUUCAUUCCCUAUAUACCAAUACAUACCCCUGUUUAUAUUUUUUCAUUCCCUAUAUACCAAUAUAUACCCCCUGCUAAAUUUGUAAUUGUUUUUCCAUGCCAGUUGUUAUAGUUUAUUGCUCUAUCUAGUUAUUGAAUGCCGCUAAAAUGUUAUUAAAAUAUUACGUUACUAUCAGAGGACUUGGUGAUCUCGUCUAUUCUAGUGUUUCAAUGACAUUUAGUAUUUGAACUGAAAAUACACAGGACACAAUUCCAUUGACAACAAUUACUGGUUUGUUAUUACUGGACGAUGUUUCCACUAGGCUUCUCUUCUAAUCACAAGGAGUAGGGUUGCCUGUCCAACCUCGCUUGAUAGUGUCCAUAUUUUAAGUUGUUUAAUGAUAGAUAUAGCCCUCGUGCUGAAAACGCACUCGUGCAAUAUCAAUAUAUUACUUAAUGUCUGGCACUCAAGCAUUAAACUAUGUGUAAUUGUACUAUAUAGACUUGUGUCCUGUUAGAUUCUAGUGUAUAUAUUGUUUUCUAUAUAUACAAUAUACUGUCCUGUAUUCCUGGGGCCGUAUUCACUAAAAUGUUUUAAAUAAACAGUUUAAGAAUGCAGCUUUUUAAUUGGCCAAGAACUAAAAUUUGUUCUAUGCUUUUAAUUUUUAGCCAAUGAGCUAUCAGUAUUCUUAAAAUAUUUAAGUUUAAGUCUUUGUGAAUAGGGACCCUGGGGACUUAUUCCUGAAAACCUAAACUAAAAUAUUUUAAGAAUGAUGCCUGUUGAUUGGCUGAAAGCGAAGAUAUGGCUAGAUAUGAAAAAUCUAUAUUCUUGAAAUAUUUUUUUUUAUUUUAAUUUAAGCGUUCAUGAAUAAGGCCCCUUUGUUUUUGUGUUUCCUCGGUUGUCUUGUAAAUUUUUAUGGCAAUUCAAUUGACUAGAUCUCUUUGGUUUGGGUAAAUAACGAAUUUGAAGUAUAGUUUUAUUUAUAUUUGAUUGGUUGAUUUGCAUCUAUAGGUAUCCAUUUCUAAUUAAAAUUUUAGGUCCAAUUGACUAGAUCUCUUUGGUUGGGGUUAACCACAGAAGUUUUGUUUUAAUUGUCUUGCAUCUAUAAAUAUCUGUUAAAAAUUUUGACCACAGACAGAGCUAAUAUUUUGUGCUUUUAGUAUACUUUUAUGAAUUCUGCCUGUAGUUUGGUGUGGCUUGCAAACUAAUAAAUAAAAUUAAUGGCCAAAGGUGGGGGGGAGGGGGGAAAGGGGGCUAGCCCUGCCUUAAUAUGACACUGUUGACGGACUGCAAUCUUUGACCAGCAGUCUUUUUUAAUUCUACGGUAUGGCAUGUAAAAUGUAAAAAUGGCUUAUUUUCCAUGUGUUGAUCCCGAAAUGGAUUAAGCUAAUGCAUUGUCUGUAGCAUUUGUUAUAAAUGUGUCCUAAAUUUAAUAUGGCCGAAUAAUAUACAAAUAAUCAAUUGCAUUUUUACUUGAUUAUUUUAUUUUCUUCAAAUCAAUUGAAAGUGUUUGUGGAGGGGAGGGUGGGGGUCAAAAAAGUCUAUCUUGCUUGUCAGAUAAGCUUUUUGUCAUGAUAUUUAUGUCUAUAUGAGCUUUCUUUUUAUUAUAAUUUUUAUAUUCUGUCAUUCUUUUUAUGUAUUUCGUUAAUUCAUACUCACAAUUAUAUUUUUAACCAUGUCGAUCUUGCCUGCUAUAUUUUCAUUUUAUUUGUAUUUCUGUCCACAUUUAUAUGCUUUUUUUUGUAUUUCAUUUAUUUAUACUCAUGAAUUAAUUAAUUUAUACUCAUGAAUUAAUUAAUUUAUCCUCAUGAACUAAUUAAUUUUUACUCAUGAGCUUAUUAAUUUAUACUCAUAAGCUUAUUAAUUUUUACUCAUGAACUAAUUAAUUUAUACUCAUGAGCUAAUUAAUUUAUUCUCAUGGGCUAAUUAAUUUAUACUCAUGAGCUAAUUAAUUUAUAAUAAUGAGCUAAUUAAUUUAUACUCAUGGGCUAAUUAAUUUUUACUCAUGAGCUUAUUAAUUUAUACUCAUGAGCUAAUUAAUUUUUUACUCAUGAACUAAUUAAUUUAUACUCAUGAACUAAUUAAUUUAUACUCGUGGGCUAAUUAAUUUAUACUCAUGAGCUAAUUAAUUUAUAUCCAUGAGCUAAUUAAUCUAUACUCAUAGAUGAAUUAAUUUAUACUUGUGAACUUUUUUUUUUAAAAAAUAAUUUUAUUCAGGACAUCUGAAUGGGAUUGAGGAACAGACUUAGCCCAUGUAAAACCUCUCUCCUGAAAUAAUUAAUUUCUAAUAACUUAAAUUGCAAUGGUGUUUGGACAUUCAUCUAAUGUGGUAAUUUGUCUUUCCAAAUCUUUGUCUUUAUGUAACUUAUAAUUUGUUUAUUUUAAAAUCGUUAUGCGUAUUGUCCGCUUACGCCAGUUAAAUGUAUGCUAGAUUGUCCUUUAAUCGAAAGAUGGCAUGGUCCUAGAAAAACCAUUGGGGAUUUUCAGGUUCGACAAGGAACAGUUUAAGCAAAACUAAGUUUGCCCGAUCACUCACCAUAGUUUAGCAGUAUUUCAGAUCAUUGUUCUAUAGGGUCAUCUGUCCAUCAUUGUUCUAUAGGGUCAUCUGUCCAUCAUUGAGGGUUUUCUCCAGGGUUCUUCCUAAUGCUAAAGACCCCUAUGCUCAAGCAAUUUAUUGAAAUAAAAUUUAAUCAUGUGUUAGUCCCGAAAUGACCUAGUUUGUAUCAAGUGGACGUUAAACCUCAUUUCUCUCUAUAUAUUUAUACAAUUUCACCUCAAGUACAACUUCAGUAAUUGAAUAUAUUAAACCAUGCUUCCAGAAUCUCAAUCAUUCCAAUCAUUUAGCAGGUGUCGAUAUAUAUAUAAAUAUGUUAGUCCUGAUUAAAAUCAGUCGAAAUUAUCUCCCCUUUGGCCACAACAAAUAGCAGCAAUUGUGAUGCUUUAGAUUUUACGGUCUGACAUCGAGUCAAAUAGGCUUGAUCUAAUUCUUAAGGCCAACUCAAGAUUUCGUCAUGGUUGCUGAGAUGUAAAUAAGGUUAGGGCCUAUGAUUGUUGGUGAGAUUGUAGGUUAGGGUAAGUGCUAGCCAUGUUUACAUAUUGUGACCUUUGACCAAGCUUGAAGUUGGCCUUAUGAAAUAAAUCAAACCAGUCCAAUAGUGUGGUUUCGAUCCUACCUGUAUCAAAAUGUGCUCAAUUUUGUUCAGUUCAGAACAAAUUUUUUAUACAGGUGGGCUCAACGCCACACUAUUUUGUUCAGAACUUUGUCUGCGAUAUCACCCAAGGUGGAAGCAGAUGUAAAACCCUACGAACAAUCUGAUUAAAACACAGAUCCUAUUUCGUUUCGUUUUUUAUAGUUCAAAAUUUCAUUUUACUUGUCUUUACUACACCAGGAACGGAAGAGUUGUUAUUUUACCGACUUUUUGGUUGAAGUGAUAAGCCAAUGAAAAGGUCUGUUACGACGACUUCUUGGCGUGCCAUGCACGGAACUGUGGGUAAACCACUAGAAACGUCAACGCUGAUUGAUUAAUCAAAGCCACUUGUACGACCCCUGACACAACCUUCCACUACAACCGGUCAGAUCUUCAUAUAGUGUAGGCCAUCGAAAAUAUAAAAAAACCGAAACGAAAUAUAGAUCUGUAUUUUGAUAAGAUUGCUGUACGAAUUAACAAAAUGUUCAGAACACUAUUUCUUGUAUUCAAAGUGAGGACAAUGUAGACUGGACUCCUGGAGAGAUAUAGAUGCUUAAAAUGUCUAAAAUGGGUUUUUCCACUUUGUUACUAUUUAUAAUGUAAAUAAGUUGUAAUCUUGCUUCAUAUAGAAACUUGUUAUUAUUUCACUUGUUUAUUGUAUAAUUUCUGACCAAUAAAAUACUUUUAUCCUU